Messenger RNA from Osmia bicornis bicornis, 10616 nucleotides. Its product is annotated as rap guanine nucleotide exchange factor 2-like. The transcript has 18 exons. NCBI's taxonomy places the organism in Eukaryota, Metazoa, Arthropoda, Insecta, Hymenoptera, Megachilidae. The record is from RefSeq and is a predicted model, not a curated record. Gene Ontology annotation, cellular component: apical plasma membrane; plasma membrane. Gene Ontology annotation, biological process: positive regulation of GTPase activity; Ras protein signal transduction. Gene Ontology annotation, molecular function: guanyl-nucleotide exchange factor activity; protein binding. Bases 1035 to 4949 code for a protein of 1304 amino acids.
CGAGAGGCGCGAGUAAAACAACAGGGUGAGCGCGUACCCUUGGACCUGGCCCGAUGCAGUUCCUUCUCACCGCUCCACUGACGUCAGCCUGAUUAUCACGUAUAAGAAACUUUCCAAAUUUUCCACGCAAAAAGAAAGAGGAAAAAAAAAGGAAAAAGGAAAAGGAAAUACAUCAUUUCAUGGAUACUUCUGUGCGAAACGUUCUCCAAAGCAAGAGGAGGAUUAUCAUCUCGGUCGAUCUUAACGAGUACUCGUUGGUCGCCAAAAAGUAGCAGAGCCUGUGGUGCAAGGAACUCGUUUCGAGGCCGAGCGCAGGCCACGCAUAUCGAAAUCCUGGGACCAGUGACCCGUACAGGAAAUCGUACUCCGAGCCUCUGCAUCGCCCAUCGAUGAUUGCUUUCCGAUCCACGCUGCGAGAGCAGGCCACCUCUUAGUGUUUACGAGAGCGCACGAUCGAGCACACGUCCGGACUACAGCCGACUUGCCUACGCUACCACGAUAAUUGCCGUUCGCUUUCACCUAAGAACCGAGCCGACUAUCCAAAGGAACGGUUCGUUCCGUGAUCAAUCGAAUAAUUUCGUGAUCAACAGUCGAGUGGAAGAAGAAUCGUUUGAUAGAGACACGAUUCGGAGUUAGAGAGUUUGGCUAAUUAAAGAGAGGAUUUUGAUGGUGAAAGUGGUACGCGAGUGAUCGAAAGUAUACUCCAUUGUGAUUUCAAGAUCAUAGACGUUUAGGUGUUUGGAUAAAGUUUUAUCGGAGGUUCGAAGAAGAAGGUAGAAUCGAGAGGACUUGGCGAUGUCGGUGUGAGGAUUCGGUUUAAAGUGGUUCUCGCCUGAUACUCCAGCGUUUCGUUGGACCAAUUUAAAGACAAGGGAAUAGGGAGGAAAAAAGCCGGCAAACUGGAUGCUCCAGACGGUGCCUCGCCUUCCGCGCCCCCGCCUGACAUUACUGUCACCCAAGAUGACCGCUUCGGGAAGCGGACGGGUGGCAGCGCCAGAAGACCCAACGAAUGCUUCGUCCUCGAGCCCUCCGAGAUGAUCGUCAUCGACUAUCCGGAAGUGCAUGGAGGAAGGAUGCAUCGACCACCGCACCCCCAUCCCAUAACCGACCAUCGACAGGUCAACCUGGUCUUCGAUGAUACGUUUUCUCAAGGCCUGACAGGCAGGCCAGAGCUGUACCAAAAAUCCAACAGAAGCAGCCAUUCGAGUGACACGAGUUCAGCGUACAGUGGAUCAGACACAAUGACAUCUGUACAAAGUUCAUUAGAUGCUGAUGCAGAUGACGUUGAUCUGUCAGGGCUUGUUGAAUCCAUAGUGGACAGUGAUGAGGAAGAAGAUCUUGCAGAGAGUAUGGAUAGUUUGACUGUCCGUGAUCCAGUCAGAGAAUGUUUAGAGAAAGAUCCCAUGGAAAGAACUGAGGAUGAUAUAGAGACACUGUUAGAAUUCACGCAACAAUUGAAGGCCUUUACAAAUAUGACUUUGGCAGUGAGAAGAGCGCUGUGCGCUGUGAUGGUGUUUGCUGUGGUGGAACGCGCUGGUAUGAUAGUUUUAAAUGAUGGAGAAGAACUGGAUAGUUGGAGUGUGCUCAUUAAUGGUGCAGUGGAAAUUGAGCAUAGUAAUGGAGAAAUUGAACAGUUACACCUUGGUGACAGUUUUGGAAUCUUGCCCACUAUGGAAAGGCUUUUGCAUAGAGGUGUCAUGAGAACAAAAUGCGAUGACUGCCAAUUUGUAUGUGUCACACAAGCGGAUUACUUUAGAAUUCAGCAUCAAGGAGAAGAGAACACGAGGAGGCACGAAGAAAACGGAAGAGUGAUUUUAGUCACUGAAUUGAGGGGUGCUUUAGAUGGUGGAGCACGAAGAGGUCAUGUAGUGAUUCGUGGAACUCCCGAACGUUUAAUGUUACAACUUAUCGAAGAAAACAGUAUUACCGACCCAACUUAUAUAGAAGAUUUCUUAUUAACUCAUCGAACAUUUAUUGAUAGUCCUUUAUUAGUUGCAAGUCAAUUGUUAGAGUGGUUUGAUCAAUCACAAGUCAGGGACAGAGUUGCUCGCGUAGUACUUCUUUGGGUAAAUAAUCAUUUCACGGAUUUUGAAACUGAUCCAUCGAUGAUGGAGUUUUUAGAAGCAUUUGAAGCUGGAUUGGAAAGAGAAAAGAUGCAAGGUCAACAAAGAUUAUUAAAUAUCGCGUGCGCGGCGAAAGCAAGAACGCGAAACGUAACGUUAGCAAGGCCUUCCAGGGAUGAGAUCCUGCAUUUUAGUAUUUUAGGGGGAUACGAAAGGGGUUUUGGUAUUUUUAUUUCAAAAGUUGAUAAGAAAUCGAAGGCCGAGGACGUUGGUUUGAAACGAGGCGAUCAGAUUUUAGAAGUGAACGGACAGAGCUUUGAGCACGUGAGUCACGCCAGGGCUCUUGAAAUUUUAAGAGGAUCCACUCAUCUCAGUAUAACUGUCAAAUCCAAUUUACUUGCGUUUAAAGAAAUGCUUCAGAUGCCAGACGAUUCGCCGAGGCCGCGGGGAAGAGCGAAUAAGCCUGAGAUUUCAAGACUACAAACCGAUCCGCGCGCAAGGUUGUCCACCCAUGUGGAUCCGAUAACUCCAGUUAAUCCUCUGGUGGGCGGUGUUCCAUUAUUAAUUCCCGAUUCGAAUGUUUCUCCGUGUAAAGAUGCUAAAAAGGAGCAUAAAGGAUUCAUGACACUUGGACCGAAAAGGAGAUUACAGAAAGCUCUAAUGAAAAUGAAUAUACUGCCAAAGAAUACUAUUAACGAUGGUGUACAUGUAGAUGAUCCCCUCGCACCUCCUCACACACCACCGGGAACAACAGGACUCGCACAGACUACUAAUCUUUAUCACUCCAAAAGUAAUCCCGAUCUUACGUCGUUGUAUUGCUACGACGACUUAAGGGCGCCCGAUUAUCCUGAACACGUUUUGAAAGUUUAUAAAGCCGAUCAAACUUGUAAAUAUCUUCUUAUUCACAAAGAAACGACAGCGCACGAGGUGGUAAUGCUUGCUCUGCAAGAAUUUGGUAUAACCGAGAGCAGUUCGAAUUUUUCUUUAGCCGAAGUCAGCGUCGGAGAAGGGGGUAUGAUCAAACAGCGCAGGUUACCCGAUCAAUUACAAAAUCUUGCAGAACGAAUCGGCCUGAGUUCUCGGUAUUAUUUAAAGACCAAUGGUAUUUCGGAGACAUUGGUAGCUGACGAACAGGCACCUGAAUUGAUUCGCGAAUCUCAGGUUCAUUUCUUGCAAUUAAAUGCCGUUGAAGUUGCCAUUCAGUUAACUUUGCAAGAUUUUAGUAUAUUCAGACAAAUUGAAUCUACGGAAUACGUGGAUGAUUUGUUCGAGCUGAAAAGCAGAUACGGAGUACCUAUGCUUAGGCAGUUUGCGGAACUAGUCAACAGAGAAAUGUUUUGGGUUGUGACGGAAGUUUGUUCCGAGCACAAUCUCGUUCGACGUAGUAAAAUAAUAAAACAAUUCAUAAAAAUAGCACGACAAUGUAAGGAGUGUAAAAAUUUCAAUUCCAUGUUUGCGAUCGUGUCCGGUCUGGGUCAUGGGGCUGUCUCAAGACUACGAGCUUCUUGGGAAAAACUGCCAAGUAAAUAUCAGAGGCUCUUCAGCGACUUGCAAGAAUUAAUGGACCCCAGUCGCAAUAUGAGUAAAUACCGGCAAUUGGUGGCAUCCGAGCAAACGCAACCUCCUAUAAUUCCAUUUUAUCCAGUGGUGAAGAAAGACCUGACGUUUAUACAUUUGGGUAACGACUCGAGGGUGGAGGGUUUGGUAAACUUUGAAAAAUUACGAAUGAUCGCGAAGGAAGUGAGAACGUUAACGAACAUGUGCUCUUCGCCUUACGACUUAUCAAUAAUGUUAGAAAGAGGCGGCCAGCCACCCAGUUCAGCAAUGGUCGCGUUAAAUCAAAUGACGACAGGGAAUCAAGUGUUACAAUGUCCAGGAGGACAGACGGCGACGGUGAAAAGGCGGAAAAAGUCGACAGCCGCGCCAAACCCGAAGAAAAUGUUCGAGGAGGCGCAGAUGGUACGACGAGUGAAAGCGUAUCUCGCCAAUAUGAAAGUCAUCACUGACGAGGAGCGGUUACACUCUCUUUCCGUCGAGUGCGAACCUCAUGCAGGAGCUGUUGCAGUAGCUGCUGCGGUACCCCUUAGUACAAGCAGAGGAAGAAGGCAUCCUUCUCCUACUUUAUCAACUACGAGUAGUGCCAGUAGCACCAGCGAAGGUAGAAAGAGUAUACAAGGUACAAAGUUCGGAGCAGCAUCGCCACAGGCUGUACGAAAAAUGUUGGCUCUCUCCGACCCUCACAAAACUCGUCCAUACCAACCUAAACAUUGUCCACCACCGCUUCCAGUACCAGGGUUAGCCCUGCAUUCCAGCGGACUGGAGCCUAGUCCUGGUGCACCUAGGAGAGUAGGAUCUGGUAGCCGAGUUCCUAUGCAUGAGCGAUCCCAUAGCGAUACUCCUUCCAGUUUACCACCGCCUGUUGAUCUAAGUGCCGAAAGUAGUAGCGUAACCAGCUUGAGCAAUCUUCAGCCGUUAAGAAAAACGUUGACCAGCGGUUCGGUGACGAGCAGUGACAGUGGUCACAGUACACAGCUGGACAGCCACAGUGGAAGCAGCGUGGAAGCUGGUGGUAGUCCACCUCCACCUCAAAGACGUCAUUCCGCCAUGCAAGGUACUACGGGAUUAGGAGUAGGCGUGGGUCUCGGAGUACAGACGGCGCAUCCUCCUCCAGGAGCUGGCACGACGAUUAUGACCACGAUGUCGACAUCGAUGACCACGAUGCGUCCAGGAGUGGGUAGUACACAGUGUCGUCAACCACCUGCGUACAAAGUUGCGGCACAGAUGGCAAGGUUGCACAGGCUUGGCCGUGCUCACAGCCACGAGGGUGUUACCUACAGGACCGACCAUGAAGAUGACGACGAGGACGCCCAGGUAUCAGCGGUUUAAAACGGUCCACGUCUCCAAGGGGUUUCCGGUCAUCCUUUUGUUUCACCUGCUCAUCGCACUGUUUCUUCACGCGACCAAGAGGAACACAAACUUUCGUUAUCAUGUGCCACGUGAAAACAGGAACGUUACUGAAGUAACGAACAAAGCUCGUGUGUACCGUAUCUCCAAUAAAGAAACCCAAUAGGGGAGAAGUAUACAGAAGGGUACACGAAGGAAUGCGAGAAAAUAAAUCGUCAAACGCACAGUUUCUUUCGAUGUCCGCCGCAUCGGAAGUCGAAACAAUAAUACCGGUUCCAAGGAGGAUCCUUGGAUAAGCGAACGAAGCGCUCGUCUUCCAGGAUUGCACGCGAAAGUAGCAGAUGAUAGCCACUGAAGAUACAUAAAAGAGAGAAAAAAGUAAAAACGAACGUCGAUACGAUUCGGGAAGCGCAGAAAAGACAAAAGGAAGAAGAUAGACUGAGAAAAAUAUGUAAAAGAAUUUCUCUUUAGAAAGAGGUGCCACGAGUUUCACACGUAGCGGCUACUCCAGAGAGAGAAAGAGAGACUAGGCGCGUGAAUUUACGGUCAUAAGUAAUAUUCUCUAUAAAUGUGUAAUAAAAAAAAAAAUCGAGUCCAAAGAUGUUAUAUAUACCGCGUAAUCGUCGCAGGGAGUACGAACGAAGGCGUGUCUUGUAUUAUAAUUACUUUUUAGGCUAACCCCCGAACGCCCAGAGUAGUUUAAGUAUACGUUUCUUUUUUUUUUUUGGUGUACAUAGCGUGUAGCGUUUAAUGUAGCCUGUAAUGAGAGAGAGAGAGUGUAUCGUGCGUGUAUGUAAGAGAGAAUGAGAGAGAGGGAAUUUAGUGCAAAACGAACACGGAUCGUGUUGUCCAUCAUCAUUGAGCGACGUUUCUUUUCUUCGUUCUUUUUCUUCUGUACACGCGGCGAGAUUUUUUAAUUAUGUUAUCGACAGGCUUUGAGAUGAAUUUUACUUCUCGCUAAUUAUGUCUUUGACGCGCGUGUACACUCGCGGUCAGAUCAGGCUUCCCCUGGAGAAAUGAUGUCGCCCUUCCCUAUUGGUGGUCCCGAGGUGAAUAACAGUGGAGGGGAGAUUUCUAUAUAUAUAGGACCUUCGCGAAACCACCAAUCGCGUAUAGUCUUUUAUGCGGGAAAAUUUGAAUUGACAUUUACUCUGUUAUUCGUACUCUUCAGUUCUAUGCUAAAUUUUAUAAUAUUUAAUAACUAAAGGUUAUAUUUUCUUCUCGAAAUCACUUUUAAUAUUAAUAUCGUAUUUUAAAAAUUCAUAUUUUCUCUACAUCGUUAUUUUCUUUAGGAAAUCCUGAUUUGAUCGCGGGUGUACUAUUAUUUUAUCAUUGACGCGAUCACAAGUACAAAGUAUUUUUGCAGAAAUCACGGAGAAACGAGAAUUUUCGCGUAGAAAAGUAUACGCUGGGCUUUUGAAAUUCUUUUUUUUUAUUGCUUUUUGCGUGCGCGGAAAUGAAAUAAUUAAUAACGCGCGAUCGUUCCAAGAGCGACAGAAGAGAAACGAAGGAUGCAACAAGGUAUUAAACUCGGAUAUAAUAUUAGUGAUUCGAUUCGCAUCGCGUAUGCUCAACUUAUUUUUACCGAGUAAUUAUUAAUCGAAACGAAUUUUUAGAUCUGCUGUAACUUAUUAGAGAAUGUCGUCUCGAAUUCGAUCUGUCGUUGUCGAAGGUGAUGGAUCAUCGGUAACUAAUAUUUUCCGAAAUUUUAUCAGUAUCACGGUACUCUUAAUUUUAUAUACAAAGAAACAAAAAAUAUAUAUAUAUAUAUAGAAAUAUAUAUCUGUAUGUAUAAUCCGCGCCGUGCGAGAAGAGCGUAUUAAACAAGAGAACGAGAAUCUUUCUUCGAGCCUUCUAUCAAGGAGAGACGAAAUUGAUUCUUAAAGGCGAGAUGAUCGCGAGUCAUCGCGAGACCGGACGACAAUUAAGAAUCAACCCGGUUUCGCUAUUUAUAAUUAUCGAUACCGAAUAAAACGUAUGGUUUUUCCCGCGUUCACGGCUAGGAUCGUCGUCGUUCGAUCACGACGGUGGUGUCAGAGGGGGCCUAACUUCCGAGGCAAUCUCCAAUUCGCGAUGAACGAUCUGGCGGGAAACGCGCGCGGAAAGCGAGCUGAAUGUCUCGAGGAUUAACACGGUGCUUCCUAUUCUCCUCUCUCCGUCGCCUACACGCUCGAUAAUCGAGCGCACUCUCGACAUUCCACGUGGUUGCGUCCAGUCGUGAAUCGUCGCCAAAAUGCUUCCACUCGGCCGACUGAUUACCGUCUCGAGCGCGAACGACUGCUUUUCAAUCCUUACUCGCAUAUACAUUUGGAUGUAAUAUAGAUUUUCUUUAAUUAACAAUUUAGCUAAGAUCAUGUAAGCGUUUAAAGUGACGCUUAUCGAAAUGGAAACUGAUGUAUAGUCACCUAGGCUCUCCUUAAAUAAUUCAAAAUAUAAAGGAAGAUUAUUCUACUCUGGGUUCUUCCUUGAUUUUCCCAAAAUUAAAAGCAAGUGGUGGGAAGGCAUCACUGGAUUUCAAUUUUGGGAUAAUCUAGGGGCAACCUGUGGAGGACACAUGAGUGUUAUUUAACUCCUGUAGAAAGAUUUUGAUCAAUAGUUGUUUUAAAUGCUUGUGUGAUCCCAGUGUAUGUGUGGGAGGAGGAAUCUUCCAUUUCUUGCUUUUGGUUUUGGAGAAAUUGAAAUAGAGCCUAGGGCUGUUUAAGGGAGCCUAGGAAGAGCCUCCUUCACUUCCCUUAACUAAAGAAGGUCUACUUUACAACCAGGUGUAUCUUUUAGUAAAAUACGUGAAACGCUGGUCGAACACCGUGCUGAUCCUCGCCAGGCCGAUCCGCGUCGACAAACCGAGCCGAGGACGAUCAGUUCGGCUCGGUUUCAUCGCGGAUCCAGCUACAGCAGCAGCGACAUUUACUGCGUAUUCAUAUUAUAAUAUCUCUUUGUACAUAUCCUUCAAUGACUUUUAAAUAUUAUUAUUAUUAUUAUUAAUCGAACGUUCUCGAAGAGGGUCUUAAGCGGACGUUUUACAAUGAUACCUCUUUAAAUGGCACAUUUUCUAUUUCUAUUUUUUUUUUUUUUUUUUUUCUAAGUGGUAAAUUGUCCUCUUCGUUAUUUUGUAAGGGUGACCAUGUAAUAUAUAAUCGAUGGUGAAGAACUUGGAAACAGUAGUGUUAAAUUAUGAAAUAGAUAAGGUGGGAAGAUUAGUCAUUUAGAGAGGUGAUAUUGUAAUGUCUAGCAUUUAUAGAUCGUAAAGGUUGUUCGUGAGCGUCGAAGGAAAUAGAGACGGGCAGUACAUAGCGACGCUAUUUCCGUUUCUUCGAACGUUUCUAAGGCCAACAUCCUCUCCCUUUUGCCUUUCUUUUCAACGUUUCUUAGGGAUCUUCCUUCUUGCUAUUCUUUUCUUUCUUGUUUCUUUCUUGCUUCUGUGCUUUUGGCGGUUCAAGAACACACGAUCCAUUCCAGAGAGCAUUUAUGCAUUGAUAUUUCAAGAUUCCAUUUCUAUCGAGAAUUGUUUCUAACAGUUUUUAUAUAUUUUUAAUAUCUUUGAUAUCUGUAAUCCAUAAAGAGUAAUUUAUUAGGUGUAAACAUUAAUUUAGUGCCUUUACUAUUACGUCUUCUUAUUUACUAUUUUAAAUUUGAAUGUUUUCCCGUGCUUUUUAAAAGUGGCGUGAAAAUAUUACAAUAACAAUUAUUUCAAUAAUUGAAACUGUUAAGGAUUUUAAAAAUAAAUCUUCAGUUUAAAAAAAGCUAAGGCACAGAGUUAAUUUGUAUACUUAAUAAUUAUAAAUUCCUUAUUUAAUGAAGAUCUUAUGUAGUCAUUUUCAACAAACUUUAAGCUUUAAGUUCAUAUAGGAUAAAUGUAAUUUCAUGAUACUUUUAUGUCAUCAAAUUUCAUUAGAUGUAACAAUCAUAUUAAUGAACUAAUUAUUUUCUAACCAAAAAUGAUUUCUUGUUUAACAAAAAAUUAAUGAAAAAUAAUCAUUUGAUUUUAAAUUGAAUUACAUUUUUUAAAUCAAUCAAAAAUGUCUUUGAAAGAAAAUGGAAUCCCAUAGAAAUAGAAAACGUUGAAAGACGAUAUAGUCUUGAAUUGCUGAAGCCUCGAAUCCUCCUUCUUCCCUUAAUUUUACAAAACUACCUUGUCGUAGAGGUCUGUGCGAAUAUGUGUGAGUGUUUGUCGAAGUGCAGAUAGCGCGAGUCAGAAAAUUAUAGACAAUUCUUCGAAUCUUCCACCCUAUUACCCUUUGACCAACUCUUUCGUUUUUAUUUAAUGCCCCUUAAUCCCCUUAUUCUCUUCUAUUCUUUUAAUUAUUUAUAUUAACUCGAAACGAGACGACUGCGGGUCGUGGUCGGCACCAAGAACACGGAACAGAGGAAAGCAACCUUUUGUAUUUAAUUUGUUUAAUAAAAUCUUGGAUCAUAGUACAACAUUCCCGACCGUUUCAGUUCCGUAGCACAAAUUUUUAUUUCUUCUUUUUUUUCUUUUACUCACACAAAGACGCGUCCCAUUCGUUCCUUAAACCCUUUCGUGACGAACAAAAUGGGAUGAAACAGUACAAAAAGAAAAUAUUGAAAGGAAACGCGAGGAAACACGUUCAGUUUUCUUUUUUGUACAUACAAGGCUAUCGUCCACGGUUUUUCGGUUUAUUUUUUCAUUCUUUGCGAAGAUAUCUCUGCGUACGGUAUUUUUUUUCAGACGCGAAUGGAACAUUAGGGCACACGUGAAAAAUGAUUGUCAUUUCGAUUCUUUGCUCUGGGGGUGGGGAUAGCAUUUUAACCCUUUAUUUGGCGACUCAGGGGAACAAUUGGGAAGAAUUUCAUUUCUUCUAUGUUUUAAUCCAUUAAUUUCCAGAAUUUAAACAUGGAUAUAUUAUUUCCAAGAUAAUACUUUUAUUAUAAGUAGUUAACACGUUAGGUGCCACUCACUCGAUAUCGCGUGCUCGCUCAUAAGAGUUUAAAUGUCGUAGCACACAACGAUGGGAAAAAAUGUUGUGACUAUUAACUUUGGGCAUUAAUGGAUUAAAUUGAUUCAUUUAAAAUUGAAAAUAGUAGUGUUAUAAGCUUGAUAAUUACAAUUAAUUUGGUCAGUAAUAAAUAAAUUUAUAUUUAUUAGAUAAUUUUGCAAUAAAUUAAUGCAAAUAUUGUAAGGUACUUAAUAUCCUUUUUAGAAAUUUAAGUCCUUAAAUGCUUAAAUUAAAAAAUUAAAUUUCUUUGUUUAUUAAAAGGGAGGAAGAUGUAUGAAAAAUAAAAGAAAAAAGAAAUAAAAUGAUAAGUGAAGAAGAUAGCCAAGUAAAGGGUUAGAAGAAUGGUAUUUUUAUAAGGUUUGCUACGAAUUAACGAUAAGCUUGAAGAGUUCUGAGGUCAAUGAGAGGUACCGUACAUAAGAGAAGAAUCCGUGGGAACGAAACUGGUGGUAAUACUACUGCUACUAUUUUGUACGAUACGAUGUUUUUGUAUAUCUGUCUACCGUAUGUAUAGGAACGAAGUCUACCGAUCAUAAUUAGAUGGUUGAAAUUGUAUCGAACACGUAUUAAACGAUUUGUAGCGUGACGAAGAGAAAGUACCGGUUGUAUUUACGACGAGUCACACAUAGAUGUUGUUCCCAUUUAAUGUACACCUGUAAAAUCCCUGUCAAACAAUAUAUGAGCUACUAAAGGA